AUGAUUCUUAAACUAUUAAAGAAUAGAUUAAAAACGAAUCCGCUAACUACUCAAAUGAUGAUUGCUGGUAAGGUUUUCUAAUGGAAAUUGUUGAGAAUGAUAAUUUUUGAGGUACAAUCAGUGGUUCUGGAGAUUGUGUUGCUCAAUAUUGGACCGGAAAUAAAACUUGGGACAAAGUGAGGACAGCUAGAUUUGCAUUUUUGGCUUCAUGUUUUAUGGUGAGUCGGGUUUGCCAGAUAUGAUUAGACAAAACAUGGUUUCAGCAAGUUAAGGAAACAUAAAAAUUAAUAUUUUCACAAUUGGCAGUGAAAGAGGGAAAUCUCUCAAAAAUUAUUAAAAAAAAUUAAAAACUUAUUCAACCUACCAUCGAUUAGUCACUUAAAAAUAUCUUAAAAUCUAAAGAAAUUUUUAGCUAAAGUUAUUGAUUUCUCAAAAAACAGAAUUGAAAAAAAACACAAACGCGCAAAAAAAAUUAAAUGAAAUAGAAAGCAAAAAAGACGCCUACAAAAAACCUACAAAAUAAAUCCGGCGUGUGCGAUAGAGCGAGAUCAGCCGCUCCCCUUCCCUUUUCUUGCCCUAAUAAAAAAAAAACAAUAUGCAACAGUGAAUACAAUAUCUUCUGUUCUCUAUCUCUCUCUUCUUGCACGGUGUUUCUUCUGUGUGCGUGUUUUUUCAGAGAAAAACUACAAGUAAAGCAUUCUAGAAAUGAACAUUUCCAGAUAAUUUCUUUUCCCGUUUUUUUUUAGAAUAUUUCAAUUUUAAUACUAGAACAAUAUUUGUAAAAAAAACCUGUGAACAAUAAAAAAAUAAUUCUUGAUAAAUGAAACAACAAAAUAAUAUUUCAGGUGCCAACUGUCAAUGUCUGGUAUAAACUUCUGGACAAACUUCAAGGAUCAACAAAGCUUGGACUUGUUGUAAAACGAGUGAUGAUUGAUCAACUAUGUUUUAGUCCGGUUUUCAAUGCAGCAAUGCUAUUCAACUUAAGAUUUUUGCAAUUUCAAUCUGCUGAAAAAUCGAUCGAAAUGUUGAAAGAAGAUUGGUUCAAUAUUUGGACUAGUAGUUUAAAGGUUUUUUUGAAAGUUUGGUUUCUCCGUUAAAUUGUAUGAUUUUUAGGUUUGGCCAACAGUUGCGCUUAUUAAUUUUUAUUUUAUGCCAAUUCAAUAUAGAAUUACUAUAAAUCAGGUAUUAUUUCAUUUUAAAAAUUUCAUAAUAACAUAUUUCGUUUUUUCAGAUAGUGUCAUUCUUCUGGAAUUCGUAUCUUUCAUAUUCAACUCAAAAACCAAUCGACCACAUUGAACAAUUUUAUUGA
Messenger RNA from Caenorhabditis angaria, 1309 nucleotides. Lineage: Eukaryota; Metazoa; Nematoda; Chromadorea; Rhabditida; Rhabditidae. The record is from the annotation of a GenBank genome assembly.